AAAUAAUGUCAGAUGAUGAAGAUUAAGUCAUCAUAGUUGAAGAGGAUUCUCCAAAGGUGAAGAGUAAACCAAAUUCAACGAAAUAGUAUGAGAGAUAAUAGAAUAGAGUGGAUAAGGUUGUAAAUGGAAAUAACCCAUUAAUACAAUAAAUUACAAUAUGUGAAAAGGCUGUUCAAGAGAGAUUUCACAUUGAUUAGUUUAUAACAAGAUUUUCGAAGGAUCAAAAUAGUGUAAUAAGAAAAUAAUUUAAAUUUUAGGCCAUAUAAUAUUUGAUUGAUAAUUAGGUGAUUGAGAAUACAAAUGAGGACAUAGCGAAAGUGCUUAUGAAUACAAAGGGAUUGAAUAAGGAUUCAAUAAAUAAAUACUUUUGUAAACCAGAUCAAAAACAUUAGGAUGUAUUUGAAGCUUAUUGUCAGCAAUUUAAUCUGAAGGGUAAGAGCUAUUUGGAUGCAAUGAGAUUAUUAUUAUAGAGAUUUCGAUUAGCAGGAGAAGCACAAAUGGUCGAUAGAGUGGUCAAAGUAUUUGCAAAGGUUUAUCAUUAAUAAAAUCCUCAUGAAUUUAAGUCAGAUGAUAUCCCAUAUGUACUGGCUUACUCAUUCAUAAUGUUGUCUACUGAUGCUGCUUCGACUAAAAUUCUAGCAAAGAAUAAGAUGACCAAGGAACAAUUCCUAAAAAAUAAUAUACCAGUAUUUCCAGAUAUACCACCUAAAUAUUUUGAGGAGGUUUAUGAUUCCAUAACUAGGGAGCCAUUCCAAACUACACUUGAUUAUUUGGAAUAGAUGUACAACCGUAUGAUUUUAUGCAAUGAGAAAUUACAAGGAGAGUAGAUAACUAAAUGGUUGUAAGUAGCAUUUGAUCUAAUGAAAGGAUGCAAUUUGGUUAAAUAUGGAAGAUACAAUGGUGGAUAACCAAGAAAGUUCUUCUUAAGUAGUGAUGAAAAGUAAUUGAAAUCAUUAAAUUAGACGUAUAUGUUGGAGAUCCAUAAAUAAUGAUAAUGAACCUGCUAGAUAUAUUAAUAUGUAUGAUGUUCAUGACAUAGCAUUGGGACAAAAUACAACUGAGAUUAUGAUAAAGAAUAAUAUCCCCCCUGAAUUUGAUAUGUUUUGUUUUUCAAUCAUUACAAUACAUAGAUCAGUCGAUAUCAAGGUGAAUGAUUUGGAAAUUAAGUCAAAAUGGAUCAAUUACUUAAGAGCAGUCAUUAUUAAUCGUAGAGAGGUGGAAGCAAAGAGAGCAGAAGAGAAAUAAAGGAGAUAAGAGAAUGAGGAAAAGAGAUCAGAAAUCUGGAGAAAUGACAUCUUGCCUUUUUGGCGUUCUCAUUGGGAUUAUGAACCAAAUAAACCUUUGAAUUAUAAGAAAUAUAUUAGUGUCAAAAAGGAAGAAGCUGUUUAAAAAGCAUAGAAUCAAGCCAAUUCUGCUAGUGUUCUAGAGAGUUUAUGUCGUUGUCUUAAAAAAACUAUCUCAUUGAAUCCUAUCCAAAAUAGAUAGCAAAUAUAAAAUUAACAAUACAGCAAUCAAUCAGAAAUCAACAAUGGUAGCAAUAUUCAAUAGGAAAUGAUCGUCUAAGGAAAGAAAAAUAAGUCAAUGUUACUCAUGAUCCUAUGGAAACUCGGAUUACCUGAUUUUGCAAGGAGAACCCUAUGGCCUAUUAUUAUCGGCAAUAACCUAAAGAUCAGAGAAGAACUCUAUGCCAUAUUUGUUCAUAAAACUACGAGUAUUUAAGAAGGUAUUGCAAUCAUCAAAUUUUAGCUAUUAGAGAAGAUAUUCUAAGGGCAAAACAAUAAUAUCCAUUCAUAACAGAUGUCAAAGCUAAGGAAUUAUCAAAUAUCUUACAUGCCUUUAGUAAUUAUAGACCAGAUUUUGGAUACAUACCAGAUUUAAUUGAUAUUGCAGUAGUUCUUAUCAAACAUCUGCAAGAAUACGAUUGUUUCUAGGCCUUGGUCAAUCUUCUCCAUUAAUAUCAUUUCCUGAGUGUUUUUCAAAAUGAUACUAGACAGAUCGAAUGGAGAAUCCGAUUUUUUGAAGAGAAUGCGCAAAGAAUUCUACCUUUUGUGCACAACCAUCUUAAGGCCAUUAAAUUAGAAACUAAACUCUAUUUGAUGAAAUGGUUCUUGAAAAUAUUCUUGCAUCAAUUUAAAUUUCCUAUGCUCUCAAGAUUGUGGGAUAAUUUCCUUUUGGAAGGAGAAAUCUACUUAUUCAAAGUUGGAAUUUGUUAUUUGAAAUAUUUCUAAAUAGAAUUGAAAGUAAGUUAUCUAAAUUAGUAAUUAGAUGAGUAAUCUCGAUGAGGUUGUGCGUAUUCUAACGAAUUGGUAACCAGAAGUGAAUGAGGACUACUUUUUUAUAUAGAUUGAUGAGAUUCCCAUUAAGGAUGAUGAUUAUACUAAGUUUUUGGAAUAACAAAAGGCAGCAGUGUUAAAUACACAAAUUCAUUAAACAUUAAUUGAGUCUUGAUAUUAAUU
Messenger RNA from Paramecium octaurelia, 2456 nucleotides. The record is from the annotation of a GenBank genome assembly. NCBI's taxonomy places the organism in Eukaryota, Ciliophora, Oligohymenophorea, Peniculida, Parameciidae.